Messenger RNA from Amyelois transitella, 1132 nucleotides. RefSeq lists its product as uncharacterized. The record is from RefSeq and is a predicted model, not a curated record. NCBI's taxonomy places the organism in Eukaryota, Metazoa, Arthropoda, Insecta, Lepidoptera, Pyralidae. Gene Ontology annotation, biological process: regulation of transcription by RNA polymerase II. Bases 1 to 945 code for a protein of 314 amino acids. Gene Ontology annotation, molecular function: DNA binding. Gene Ontology annotation, cellular component: transcription regulator complex; nucleus. The transcript is spliced from 2 exons.
AUGGAUAUAGAAUUAUUUAUAUCAGAGAUACAAUCCCGUCCUGCGAUUUGGAAUUCAAAAAGUGAUAGUUAUAGUAAUAGAGGAGAAAAAGUGAAGGCCUGGGAAGAAAUCUGCGAAUUGUUUGUAGGAGAUUUUUCAAAUAAAACUGCUAAAGAAAAGAACAUUGAAGUAACUAAAUUACAGAGGAAAUGGAAGAGUCUUCGUGACAGUUUUAAUAGAGAAAAUGCAAAAAACAAGAACGUUGCGAGUGGUUCGGCAGCAACAAGCAGUAAACAGUACAUUUAUUUCAAUCAUCUAUCGUUCUUGAAUUCCUUAAAAGAAGUGAGACCGCCUACCGAUGUUACUAAUGCAACUAAUGAUGCGGAAACAUCUCGCCCGAAAAUAAACAGAAACAUUAAUAUAAAAAGGGCCGAAAAAACAGAAAAUGAAAUUCUCAGAACACUUUCGGAAAAUUUAAAACGUAAACAUGAUCAAAGCGACCAAAAUGACCCCGAUAAGCAAUUUCUGAUGUCGCUGCUUCCACAUGUAAAAAAAAUUGACGAAAAUUGUAAACUUGAUUUUCAAUCAGAAAUAUUACAGUUAAUUAGAAAGUACACGCAUAAUCAAAAUUAUGAAACCUAUUCGGCACAAUAUUAUGGUUAUUCUUCAGGAAAUGCCAACAUACACUCGACACAAAAAGCUUCUACAUCUGCCCAGCCUUCUCCACUUCAUUCACAUUAUUCCGACAAGUCUAUGCUUGACAUGUCAUACUCUACACAAAACGCUUCAACAUCUAUCCCGUCUUCACCUAUAAUUCAGCCAGAGUCAUACUCUACACAAAACGCUUCUACAUCUAUCGCGUCUUCACCUAUAAUUCAGCCUUCUCCAACUCAUUCAUAUUAUUCUGAUCAGUCUAUGGACAACAGUUCUGUUAUCGAAGACAUGUUCCGUGAUGAUGACGAGUGAUACCAAAUUAUAAUAAAGACACAAUUACUAAAUACAAAUACCCACGUGUUUUAUUUGUUAACUAGCUAUUCUCUAGUAGAAAAAACAAUGCAUAGUGAAUAUAAAUAAAGUAUAGAUUAUUUUAUCAUAGUGUUCUGUGGAGUUUUAUGCUAGAUAGUGAUUAUUUCCACUUACCUUAAUGUGAUAG